AUGCAGGAGGUUUGUGAAGUAUAUGAAGUAAGCAAAAUACAAGAAGUUAGCAAAGCACGUAAAGUAAGCGAAAUAGGAGAUGUCAGUGAAGCACGUGAAAUCAAUGAAUCAGGGGAAGUAAAUGAAUCAGGUGAGGUAAAUGAAUCAGGAGAAGUAAAUGAAUCAGACAAAGUAAAUAGAUCAGGCAAAGUAAAUAGAUUAGGCGAAGUAAAUGAAUCAGGCGAAGUAAAUGAAUCAGGCGAAGUAAAUAAAUCAGGUGAAAUAAAUAGAUCAGGCAAAGUAAAUGAAUCAGGAGAAAUAAAUGAAUCAGGUGAAGUAAAUAAAUCAGGUGAAGUAAAUGAAUCAGGCAAAAUAAAUGAAUCAGACAAAAUAAAUGAAUUAGGCGAAGUAUAUGAAUUAGGUGAAGUAAUUGAAUCAGGUGAAGUAUAUGAAUUAGAUGAACAAACAAGUAAUGAAGAGCAAACAAGUAAUGAAGAGCAAAUAAGUAAUGAAGAGCAAACAAGUAAUGAAGAGCAAACAAGUGAUGAAGAGCAAGAGUAA
Messenger RNA from Racocetra fulgida, 540 nucleotides. Lineage: Eukaryota; Fungi; Glomeromycota; Glomeromycetes; Diversisporales; Gigasporaceae. The record is from the annotation of a GenBank genome assembly.